Messenger RNA from Adineta ricciae, 318 nucleotides. The record is from the annotation of a GenBank genome assembly. Lineage: Eukaryota; Metazoa; Rotifera; Eurotatoria; Adinetida; Adinetidae.
AUGAGUGAACACUGCCCUGCUCCGCGACGUGCCAAAUGUAGUGGAUGUAUUCGAAAUGCUAUUGGUAGAUGUGAUCAUUGUCAUUCACGAUUUGAAGAAAAUUGUUUCAGUGCUCAUGUCCAAACAUGUCCAGGUGCACGACACAUGUCAAGUGGUAGACUUACUUUAAAACCUGAAUGUCAAUUUUGUAGUAAUGACGCGACGGGAAAGUGUAGCGGAUGUCGAGAAAGUGUUUGCAGUUCAUGUUUUGAACAUUCUCAUCGAGUUCACCGACUUUACCGGACACAAUCUGAUUCAUCGUCAUGUAACCUCAGUUAG